Molecule: messenger RNA, 1773 nt
Organism: Acaulospora colombiana
Lineage: Eukaryota; Fungi; Glomeromycota; Glomeromycetes; Diversisporales; Acaulosporaceae
Source: the annotation of a GenBank genome assembly
AUGGAGCUACAUUUUUCAAACGACUUCCCACCUUACGGGGAGGUAGCUGUAUAUAUCACAGCCCGCCAUUCUGAAGAGCUCACAUCUCUAAAACUAAUUCCAAACAAAAAAAAAACCGAGACUACAUUAACGCUUACCAAUAUUAAACCCUCCAUUACCUUUACAGGAUCCAACAUAUUUCGUUAUCUAGCGCGUUCCUCUGAACAUAAAAACUCGUUAUAUGACGAAACCACGCUCUCGGAACUUUUCAAGACUUCAUAUCAGGACGACUUGCUUAAUCUUUUUGGUGCGAGAUCCACACCAGACCUAAAGCUGUCCUUAAUUAACGAGUCGUUGGAGAAGCGCGGAGGAAACUACUUGAUAUAUCCGGACAGACCCGUGCUGGCUGAUUUUUCCGCUUGGAGUGUGUUGAAAAUGGCAGGUGAUAACAACGGAAAAUCGAACAAUCACAAAAAUUGGAUCGAUAGGAUGGAUGAGUUAAAAGCUUCAAAGGAAGCCGUGGAAUUGGUGGAUGCGGCUAUUAAGACUGGUAAUUCAGACUCAACUACAGUCUUACCUCAAAUCAAAGGGGCUGAUUAUGAGAACAACAAAUUGGACCCGUUUCGAGGAAUCGUGGCAUCUAUGAUUGCCGAGCAUACCGGAAAAUCCGCCGAUGAUAUUUUCGGUUUACUUGAACUUCCCAGAAAUCCCGAGCUUGGUGAUAUCACCAUUGCUGUGCCUAGACUUCGAGUACCGGAAAAUCCGGUCCAAUUAGCCCAGAAAUUAUUUGUUCCUAAUGAAUACAUAAUUGACGCGUCGCAAGUCGAUCAUUAUCUGAAUUUUCGAUAUUCUCACCCUCUUCUCACAAAAUCACUUCUCACCCACAUAUAUGAAAAAAAAGAAGCUUACGGUACAAAUCAGUCGGGACAGGGUAAAACGUGCGUUAUCGACUUUAGUAGUCCAAACAUAGCGAAACCCUUCCAUGCUGGCCUACUGGCGGUAGGGUUUGAAAAAUAUGGGUCCGAAGAGGAAUUACUUAAAAAUCCUAUAAAGCAUUUGUACGAUGUUUACGUAAAAAUUAAUGCUGAUAUUGAGAAGGAUACCGACGUAGAUGAUCGGGCGCGAGCAUACUUUAAGAAAAUGGAAAACGGUGAUGGAGAGGCACUUGCGUUGUGGAAAAAGUUCAGAGAUCUUAGUAUAGAUAAAUAUAAAGAAACUUAUGCACGCCUAAACAUUGAUUUCGAUGUUUAUUCCGGUGAAUCUCAAAUAAGUAACGAAAGAAUGCAACAUGCAUUAAGUAUACUAAAAGAGAAAAAUAUUGUUAAAGAAUCUGAUGGAGCACUGAUUGUCGAUUUGAGUGGUUACAAAUUAGACGUUGCAUUGAUCCAAAAAAAUGAUGGCACCACUUUAUACAUCACUCGUGACAUCGGCGCCGCCAUGGAACGAUAUGAAAAGUACAAAUUUGACGCAAUGUAUUAUACAGUAGCUUCUCAGCAGGAAUUACAUUUUAAACAACUAUUCAAAAUUUUAGAAUUAAUGGGAAUAGAAUGGGUAGAUCGAUGCAAGCAUAUAAAUUUUGGUAUGGUCAAAGGGAUGAGUACUCGUAAAGGAACGGCCGUUUUCUUAGAUGAAAUCCUCGAGCAAACUAAGGAGAGCAUGCAUGAGGUGAUGAGACAGAAUGAAAAAAAAUAUUCGCAGAUAGAUAACCCCGAAUAUGUCGCUGACGUAAUUGGUAUUUCUGCUGUAAUGAUUCAAGAUAUGUCGGCCAAGAGGUACAACCCAGUCCUUGUAUAA